UUGCGGGUGAUGUUUGCGAUGCCCCGGAGGCUGCGUUUGUCCCGUCACAGAAAGCUUGCAAACAGCCAACACGUGAUGCAAACAUUGCAGGAGAGCGGGGACAGGGAGGCGGGGAGGGAACAAGAACUUUGCUAAAGUCCGCACGCAGGCUGACAGCUCACUUUGGCUCCGGGAGCCGGCGUUCCCUGCAGGGUUUACAGAGGUCGCCGCUUGCUCUCUCGCCUUGCCCGGCCGCCCAGCUCCCCCGAUGGCUCUCUGUGGCAAAGUGGCGCUGGUGACCGGAGCGGCGCAGGGCAUCGGCAGGGCGUUCAUCGAGGCGCUCCUCCAGCAGGGAUGCAAGGUUGUUCUCCUCGACCUGAACCGUAGUGUCGGUGAGGCCUUUAAGGAGGAACUGGACAGAGAGUUUGAUUGUGCCAACAGUUUAUUCAUUGCCUGCGAUGUGGGCUCGGAGGAACAGUUGAAAUGUGCUUUUAAGAAAGCAAUUGAACACUAUGGAGGCUUGGAUAUACUGUGUAACAACGCCGGAAUAAACAAUGAAAACAACUGGGAAAAAACGGUCAACAUUAAUUUGACCGCUGUGAUACGAGGAACAUAUUUGGCUUUGGAGCAUAUGAACAAACUGAGUGGUGGGAAAGGAGGAAUUAUUGUGAACGUGGCCUCUUUAGCAGGUAUAUACCCAGCACCGCAUGGACCUGUGUACACUGCAACGAAGCACGGAGUAGUUGGUUUCACCAGGGCCAUAGCAGCAGCAUCAAAGAUGGCCGGCUACGGAGUCCGUGUAAACACCAUUUGUCCCGCCUUCGUGAACACGCCCCUGCUGAACUCCGUCAACAGCAAGGAAAUCAUGGGAAACUAUUACAUAUUCAAGGACACCGUCCAAAAGCUGAUCGACCACUACGGAAUAUUAGAGCCUUCGUUGAUUGUGCAGGGACUGUUGCAGAUAAUUCAAGAGGAAGAGAUGAACGGGGCGGUGAUGAGGAUAACCAAGACAAAGGGAAUCCACUUUGAGAGCUACGAGUCCACGCUGAUUCAGCCGCAGCUGAAAUAACCGGUUGCCAAGAAGUGCCAGGCCUUGCCACGAGUGCACUGUCUCUGCCUGUGAUCACAGCAGAGGAGACCAUGACGUGAAAGACUGUGCCACUGAUAGUACACACUUCGUCCCUGAACACCUUUUUUCUCGUCAUAGCUUUGUUUUAAAUUAUUUAUAACUUAAUUGCGUGUAUAAAAUCCCAGAUUGCUGAAUCAUUGUGGAUCCCUUCAACUGAUUGUGAUCUAAUCUAAUGAAGAGCAGCUUUAAAUUUUGGACGCUCUUUCUAUUGGAAAGGUGACCCGCGCUUUAUACGUUGUGGAGACCUCCAGAAACGCACGAACCUCAAGCUAAAUUACUGAACUAUCGUCCAAUUUCGCCUGCAUCAAAAUCAGAGUUUGUCAGGAUAGGAGCGUAUAAUGCCCAUGUCUCACUUAGGCGACUACAGGCGACAACAGGCGACUAGGCUGUCUGCACAUGGUCGCCGGGGUGUCGCUGUGCAAAAUGAGAAAGUGGUGGAAUUUAAGGAGAAGUGAGUUUUAUGUCCCAUUCAGUAUCUUCCUCGAGUGAGUGUAGUGAAGGACCUGUACACAUCUCCAUCUCAUCACAUUCAUGAGAGAUGGCUCACGUUACCAUAACCUCUGCCAUUAUAUUCAGGUUGAGUGCAGUGACAUUACAGUUAGGUUACUGAUCUUGUAUCCAGAGACGUGAGUUGUGGAUUUUCAAUCUCUCUGCAGGAGAUGGGAAGUUUAAAUUCACAUAAUUAAAUAAACCUGCAAUAAAAAGUGGCUGUCAGUAAUGGUGACCAAAACACAGACAGACUUAUUAAUAAUCUAAUAUAAUAAAUUUAUCCUGGUCUGUUCUUGCUUCCAGUUUCUCCCCUAUCUCCCCCCUAUAAUCAAUCUGAAGAGGGUCCCGACCCAAAACGUCACCUAUCCAUUUUCUCCAGAGAUGCUGCCUGACCCGUUGAGUUACUCCAGCAUUUGAGUUACUCUAUUUUUGUAAAACACCUAUCUGAUUUACUAUAUAAUAUAUAGGGGAGGAGAUCUGUUGGUGAUUCCACAUUAUGAUUGAUUGUCAACUGCCCUCAGAGGAAGCAUAGCAAGCCUCCUGGUCUGGUGGUCAGGCCACAAAUGCACAGCAAAACUCCAGGAAUGGACAACAUAUAUAAAGUUUAUGAAUAAGCUUAUUGGCCAAAUAUUCACAUGCAAGGAAUUUGCCUUGGUGCUCCGCCCGCAAGUGACGGCGUACAUGACGGAUAUCUGCCCGCAAGUGACGGACAUAAAGUACAGCGUAGCCCCAAAUUAGGGGAGCUCUAGCAGAGGAAAUUCAGUCUUACGGAAUCAACAAAACACCACCAAAAAUAUUACGAUACAGAAUUAACAAAUUGCUCUUACUGAAUUUAUAUCACGAAAAAAAUAACGAAAUAAACAGAAAUGAAAAAGAAACAA
Molecule: messenger RNA, 2478 nt
Organism: Leucoraja erinaceus (little skate)
Lineage: Eukaryota; Metazoa; Chordata; Chondrichthyes; Rajiformes; Rajidae
Product: 15-hydroxyprostaglandin dehydrogenase [NAD(+)]-like
Exons: 7
Coding region: 248-1048 (266 amino acids)
Cellular component (GO): cytoplasm
Molecular function (GO): oxidoreductase activity, acting on the CH-OH group of donors, NAD or NADP as acceptor
Source: RefSeq, a predicted model, not a curated record